AAAGAAUGUAUUGAUGACACGAUUGACAAUUUUAUCCCUAGGCUUCGCAAGGAAAAGACGUACAUGUACGUGGCUCGAUUCGUGUCGCACAAUUUUUAAGGUUCCCACAUUUACAGAGUGCGAAUCAGGCCGAAAUCUGGCUCACUUUGCUCUUUUAAAAUCCUUUGCUGUCAUCUGUCAUAAUUUACAUGUAUGACUGGCCAAACCAUGGAGAACUCUACCCUCUUGUUUAUUACGUGGACAACGUUGGCCAGUUUCUAACCAUGACUAGCACUGAGCAGUGUGCAUGACCUGACCAGAAGUUGCAGAACAGGCAGUAACCUCUUCAAGAUGGACGCCGCUCUACUGAAGGAGAGGGAAGCCUUUCGCAAGCGAGCUUUGGCGCAGCCGGUCAUUGAGAAGCGGUCCAAACCAGCCAGCUCCUCUCAGCAAGCCAAGAGGAAGAAGCCUCUCAGCGCAGGCACUCAUGGCCAUGGUCAUGGAAGUGGCUCUACCACUGGAGGAUUCAACUAUAAGAUGAUGCAAGGAAGCUCCAAGUACAAGUUUGGCGUUCUGGCCAAAAUUGUUGACUACAUGAAGCAGCGUCACCAGGAAGGCAAUACCUUCCCUCUCAGCAUCGAGGAGAUACUGGACGAAACCAAACAACUGGACAUAGGUGCCAAGCAGAAAAUGUGGCUGAUCAAUGAGGCCCUGCCCAACAACCCCAAGAUCGGCAUGGAAGAUGGCAAGUACUUCUACAAGGCAACUUUCGUUCUGCGGAGUCGCAAGAGCCUGGAGCGACUCCUGAAGAAACACGACCAACAGGGUCUAGGGGGCAUCAUGAUGGACGACAUACAGGAGAGCUUACCCAACUAUGAAAAGUGCAUCGAGACUCUGGGUGAUCUUGUCAUCAUUAUAACGAGGCCAGACAAGAAGAAAGUGGUCUUCUUCAACGACAAGUCAGCCCAGCUCAACAUCGAUGAAGAAAUCAAAGAGUUAUGGAAUACAACGGCAGUAGAUUCCAUCGACGAGGCAAAGAUUGAGGAGCAUCUAAGGAAGCAGGGCAUAUUCUCCAUGGAAGAUCUCAGCCUCAAGCAUGUACCCCAACGUAAAAAGCGAGCUGGCAGGAGAGGUCCCAGGAAGUUCAAAACUCACAAUGAUCACUUGGCAGGCGUCCUCCAGGACUACUCGCAAGAGAGCUCCAAACCGAGCUGAUCACAACCUCCAAGAUGGCUGACAUGGAGACAGUUCCAAUUUUCACUCUGAUAUGUACAUUUUCACCCCAACCAGGACAUGCGUCAUGCACUGUGAAGGAGGACACGAAUGCAAGGCGCCAGCCUGCAGCGCAAUUUUUACGUCGAUUGCUGGGCACUUUCAUGGGACUUUCAUCUGUUUCACAGAAACCAGGGACAGAUGUGAAUCAGUGUAAUAUGAGCUUGUUUAACUUCAGAGACUGGAUUUGUGAUGGCUUUGUGCAGCUUCGGGUGAUGAUGACGAUGCAGCAUGCUACAAUACACAUCUUCUCGUAAACUGACUGCUGGAGCAAAGGCUACAAAAGUAUGCUUAAGGGUAGCCUCCUUUUUCUGCUUCAGUUUGGACAAUUUUGCUGCCAAGCAACUCUGUGAAAGUGAUCUAUGUCCAUUGGAACUGGAGCAAAUCUUGAAGCCUUCCUGGAACUAUCAAAUCCAUGUCAUAGCCCCUCCCCCCCAAAAAAAAACAAAGUGAGAGGAUGGACAAUGGCUGUGACUGGUAUCUAUGUGCCAAAUGCAACCGAUUUUUACAUCUUGAAAAAAAACACCCAACAGUUGCAACCACAAAGGAGAGUAUCGGAAUUUAACGAAGAAACAUUGUUGAAAAAUUGGGGGGAUUCUUCAGAACCUUGAGGAAGUCCUUUUGAAUUUGUCACAGGAUGCUCGCCGACUUGGAUUCAGCCAGCACAAGUUCUUGGACCUCCGUUACAACUGCACGGGACCAUUGGAAAGAAAUGGCCGUAGUUUCUCUGUGGACAGAUUUAUGUGCUGGCAUGUUAAGCUGUCUUCUGGUGAAAACUUUUGCCCAGAUAUAAGAUUAGUUGUCAUUAAUUUUAGAAUGUUACAAGAUUUCGAGGUACAAGUGUUUUCAUUAUUCCCAAAGUUAUAAUACUGUACUUGGCUUGUUGACAAACAAGCCCUACAAGAUUGAAAUAAAAGUAGAUGAAAAAAAAAUCUUGCCUUUCUUGCACGUUUAUCAUUUCAUCUUCUGGGACAUAUUUUCUUCCUGGUAACCAGUCUGUUCGCUUAACUUUCACAGAAGCAGACACCAAUUUCCUGAUUCUACUGACCACAGAAUGCUACUCCUGUAAUUACCAAUCAGCGGAGCUCUUGAAAGCACAGACACUGCACGUGUUCAGGAAGUUUUGGCCUGCUCAAGCACGUGGCUACAGUGUGCUGGAAGCAAUGUCCAACUAAUUACUCUUUUUUUUCUUGGGAGUUUAUCUGAAAACGUGUUGGAUCAUUA
Molecule: messenger RNA, 2475 nt
Organism: Acanthaster planci (crown-of-thorns starfish)
Lineage: Eukaryota; Metazoa; Echinodermata; Asteroidea; Valvatida; Acanthasteridae
Gene: gtf2e2
Product: general transcription factor IIE subunit 2
Biological process (GO): transcription initiation at RNA polymerase II promoter
Cellular component (GO): transcription factor TFIIE complex
Molecular function (GO): TFIIH-class transcription factor complex binding
Source: RefSeq, a predicted model, not a curated record